AUGAGGUCUGUUUCUCUGAUCCUCUUUACGUACCUGAGUAGCACCUCUGCUGCACUCACCUCCUCCUCCAGCAGCGCUCCCGUCCCUUCCAUUCAGCUCCGAUCUGUCCCACCCUCCUCAAAGCCCAUAGUAAGCGUAGCCAACAACCAUGUCUCCAUCCGGAAGAGCGCCAAGGCCUUGCCCAAACACCAUGCGCUGCGCAGCAUACUGGGACUCGAUAAGAAUCACCUCAGAAGACGCCACAAUGGGGAGCCUGUGCCAACGGUUCAGUUAAUUGGGCAGUCUUAUAUAGCCGACGUGACUAUCGGCGACCAGAAAAUUCCAGUACUGAUUGACACUGGGUCAGCGGAUCUGUGGGUUGCACCGAGUAGCUUUGUCUGUCUCGAUGAGAACGGAAAUGAGGCCUCGCGGGCAACGUGUAACAUUCCGGUCUAUUUCAACGGGACCUUCAGUGGUGAAGCUGUUGAGGACGAAUAUUUCUCCAUUACCUACGCAAAUGGCCAGUACGUCUACGGAUCGUAUGGGUACGAGUCUGUCACACUGGGUGGGAUCGCAGUGGCCAAGCAACAAAUCGCACUGCCAUCCACUGGAUACUUCCAGGCUGCCUCGGGAGACUUUUCGGGCAUUAUGGGUCUCGGCUUCCCGGCCAUGACCGCAGCGAGAAAUGGCACAAAGGCGCACGAGACGCUGAACAACAAUGAUCCCAUUGCAUCAUACGACCCAUGGUUCACCAACGCCGUCAAGCAAAACCUGACACAGCCUGUCUUCAGUUUGGCAUUGGACAUCCACGGUGGCGGACUCUUGGCCCUUGGGGGCUCUGCAGAUGUGCCUACCAAGGGAGAUUAUGUCUCUACGCCGAUACUCAUGAUCAACCUCAAUGCGGAAGAGCGUGCGAAAGAUGAGUUUACGUACUACACGAUCAUCGCCGAGGACUACCUCAUCGCCGGCCAAAGCUUCGCGAACCUGACCUCAACGUCGAACAUAACCGCGGGCCAGGGCUUCCCGGUCAUCGUGGACAGCGGCUAUUCGACCAACAUUCUCCCUCCAUCGCUGAUCCGGGCCCUUCACAGCGCAUUCAAGAACCCGCCGGAGCUAAUUGAGAUGCAGGGCACGAGCUUGUUCGCCGCCCCUUGUGACGCUGAGGUGCCCUCAUUCGGUAUUCAGAUCGGCGGCCACGUCUUUGAGCAGACCGCCCAGGAGAUACUGGUUGCCAGCGCCAAUGCUACGGUGAAUGGCACUGCUUUCUGCGCUCUGGGCUCUCAGCCAGGUGUCGAACAGGCAGGCGCGCUUGGCAUCACGUUCCUAAGCAGCGUGAUUGCGGUCUUCGAUAUUGGUGCGUCUGAGAUGCGGUUCGUGCAGAGGGAUACAGCCAGGGAUGAGACUGGGGACGGAGAAAGCCGUACACCUGGGCCCAGUUCUUCCGGGAACAGCUCGUCUGGGGCAAACUCCUCUGUGGUGAUUGUCGCGCCUCCGGCCAGUUCUGGUCUUGGUGACACCAAUGCAGGAAACAGGCUGCUGCCACUGUGGGGUUUCAGAUUCUGA
Molecule: messenger RNA, 1542 nt
Organism: Diaporthe amygdali
Lineage: Eukaryota; Fungi; Ascomycota; Sordariomycetes; Diaporthales; Diaporthaceae
Exons: 3
Coding region: 1-1542 (513 amino acids)
Biological process (GO): proteolysis
Cellular component (GO): fungal-type vacuole
Molecular function (GO): aspartic-type endopeptidase activity
Source: RefSeq, a predicted model, not a curated record